AUGGCAUCUGGAGAUGACAGUCCUAUCUUUGAAGAUGAUGAAAGCCCUCCUUAUAGCCUAGAUAAAAUGACGGAUCUCGUAGCUGUUUGGGAUGUUGCUUUAAGUGACGGAAUCCACAAGAUUGAAUUUGAACAUGGGACUACAUCAGGAAAACGUGUGGUUUAUGUAGAUGGGAAGGAAGAAAUAAGAAAAGAAUGGAUGUUCAAAUUAGUAGGCAAAGAAACCUUCUGUGUGGGAGCUGCAAAGACGAAAGCAACCAUAAACAUCGAUGCUGUCAGUGGUUUUGCUUAUGAAUACACCUUAGAAAUUAAUGGGAAAAGUCUCAAGAAAUAUAUGGAGAGUAGAUCAAAAACCACCAAUACUUGGAUAUUACACUUGGAUGGCGAAGACUUCAGAGUUGUUUUGGAAAAAGACACUAUGGAUGUAUGGUGCAAUGGAAGAAAAAUGGAGACAGCAGGUGAGUUUGUCGAUGAUGGAACAGAAACUCACUUCAGUGUUGGGAACCAUGACUGUUACAUAAAGGCUGUCAGCAGUGGAAAGCGGAAAGAAGGGAUUAUCCAUACUCUCAUUGUGGAUAAUAGAGAAAUCCCAGAAAUUCUUGAAUGA
Molecule: messenger RNA, 606 nt
Organism: Chrysochloris asiatica (Cape golden mole)
Lineage: Eukaryota; Metazoa; Chordata; Mammalia; Afrosoricida; Chrysochloridae
Gene: FAIM
Product: Fas apoptotic inhibitory molecule
Exons: 5
Coding region: 1-606 (201 amino acids)
Biological process (GO): negative regulation of extrinsic apoptotic signaling pathway via death domain receptors; positive regulation of neurogenesis; canonical NF-kappaB signal transduction
Source: RefSeq, a predicted model, not a curated record